Anastrepha ludens (Mexican fruit fly) is the source of this 673-nucleotide messenger RNA. RefSeq names its product general odorant-binding protein 19d-like. Gene Ontology annotation, biological process: sensory perception of smell. The coding region runs from base 91 to 519 and encodes 142 amino acids. Gene Ontology annotation, molecular function: odorant binding. The record is from RefSeq and is a predicted model, not a curated record. The transcript is spliced from 5 exons. Lineage: Eukaryota; Metazoa; Arthropoda; Insecta; Diptera; Tephritidae.
UGAGAAGAAUUCAAAAAUCAUCUUGUGAUCGUCGAAUCGAGUGGUUAGACUUGUGCGUUGCUAAAAAACUUUUAAUCCAAAUUCGUGAAAAUGAAGUACUUCCUAGUAUUCCUGGUCGCCUGCAGUUUGGCCAUUUCAUACGCUGAGGGUCAAGAACUACUGCAAAAGGCUAAAGCACUCGCUAAUGACUGUAAGCCGGAAUCUGGUGCCAGUGAUGCGGAUAUUGAGGCACUGUUCAAACAUGAACCGGCUGCAAAUGACAAAGCUAAGUGCCUGAACGCGUGCAUUAUGAAAAAAAUGGGUUUGGUCGAUGCUGGUGCCAAAUUAAAUGAGGACGCUGCUUCGAAUAUAUUAAAGGCAGUUGCUGAGGGUGAUGCAAACCGAGAAAAACUCGGUAAAGAGCUUAUUGAUGCUUGCAAAGAUACCCCAGCAAAGGGCAAUGAGUGCGAAAGCGUUGAAGCGUUGCGUGAGUGCUUCAUUGCAAAGGCAAAGGAAAAUGGCUUUAGAUUACCAUGGUAAAUGUGCUAAUUAUCCAGCGGCAACUGAUUGUAGAUGUCCUAAGGAAAUGGUUGUGCCGGCUACUGUUUUCUACUUAAUCUUUGAAUUUUUAAAAUGACAUGCAGUCCAUACAGUAAAUAAAUAAAUUUAACAAGCAAGAAUUAAAAAAAACAAA